AUGGCGGUUGUCAGCAUCACAACCAACACAGAGCCCAAGGCAACAUCGCCCGUCGAGCCUUGGAGAGCCGCUCUAGAUGAGGUAAUUGCCAUCCAGGAGAGUUGGGGAGACCAACAAGAAUCGGAAUAUGCUUCUAUCAUCCUCAAAAUGCUUCUCGCUUUUCCUGAAAAGGGUUACUUGGCCACUCUUGAAGCUUCACUCCGUAUAGGAGCAGAUUACUGGGCCAAGUACCUCCCAUCAAGCGUCGAUCCUCUCAACAAGCCUUACAUGUUAGAAGAUAAAGGCUGGCGCAUGUACCUUUAUGGCUUUUACGAGACAAUUCUCGAACAGGCAUGGCUGUUGCGUUACGACGACCCUCGGCAAGACUGCUUAGUGCACCUCCUUAUGGACUUGCAGAAUUUGCCCAAGGUGACAUACCGGAGCUAUGGUAAAGAGUGGAUUGCAUACCAUGAUGAUUCAGUCUGGGGUGAAAGGACCGAUGAUAAGUGGAAUGCAAAGUUUGCAUCCGACCGAGCUGAACCGACCGAACCCGAGGCAAAAAAGGAUUUUAUCCUCACUUGCGAUGAGUGGGUUAACUAUUCUUGUUUCUUGGCUCGUUUCCAAGGCUCCAAAGCGCAUACCCCAUAUAAGCAUCACAUGAAAUGGCCAGGUGUCGAUAUUGAGCUCGCGCUUGAGAAGCCACUUCCUUCUGGAAAGCUCGGCGAAUGUAGGCUGUUGGUGGCGUCGAACUGGUUGAUUCAUGCCGGAAAGCUCAUCUACGAGGACAUGAAGGAGACGGACACAGAGAAAUGGGGUUUAGGUGUAUGGGCCCUCUGGACGGAUGCAAUUAGAUGUGUCCUGAAGGCUGGGGAGCAGACGGACGAAGUGAACGCGAGACUGCAAGCGGCCUGGGACAUGGUCGUCUCGUUGACUCCAGAUGCCAAUGAAGUCAAGAAGAGCAUAGGAAAGGAGGAAAGCAGUGAGGUCAAGAAGUGCGACGGUGUGAAGGAGAGCAGCGAAGUGAGGGAGGGCAGUGAGGAAUUCGAUGUCUACUACGGCUGGUUGCUACAGCUUGCUACAGGCUGCUGA
This is a messenger RNA of Colletotrichum costaricense, 1068 nucleotides long. RefSeq lists its product as uncharacterized. The record is from RefSeq and is a predicted model, not a curated record. The transcript has 4 exons. The coding region runs from base 1 to 1068 and encodes 355 amino acids. Lineage: Eukaryota; Fungi; Ascomycota; Sordariomycetes; Glomerellales; Glomerellaceae.